CCGGCGUCGUCUUCGAAAACGCCCGCUCCGCCUCGCCCCGCAGCUCCGGGCAGUGCGUUUCGAGAAAGUCAUCCCGACUCUCGGCGAGGAGCUCCACAAACCCAUAACCCCGCGACCGCGCGUAGGCCCGCUUCGAGCGGCUCGCGACGCGCGCGACGCGCGUGUAGUUGCCGUAGGCGCCGUGCGCGACGCAGUAGGCGUGCUUUUUUGGCGCGCUAAGGCUGCUGCGUCGCUUCGCUUCAUCGCGCCGUUGGCGGCGCGUCUCGUCGGCCGGCUGCGACGCCAGGACCAACGAAGCGAGCACCGCCAACCCUAACAGCAGAGCGCCGCGCACCCACCACCCCGAGUCGUUCUUUUGCCGCUGCCGCCGGAGCGGCGUCGCCUCGUCGUCGUCACUGUCCGGGCUGUCCGCCAGGGAGUCGUAGCGCGCUGCCAUGGCCGCGCGCGGGCGUGGCGCUUUAAGAGCGUCUCUGAAAUGGCCUCGGACGCGCCCGGCGCGGGCGUGGGCAGCCUCUGAGGGGGCGGGCGGCAGGCAGCUCCGAUGGCCUCUGAGAUCAUCAUCAAGUUGUGGUUUCUAUGAACCCGAACGAGUUGAGUUUUUUGCGAAGUGUUUGCCCUUGGUUUUGCAGCUUUCUUACUCGUCCGUCGGUUGGUAUCAGGGCUGCCAAGGGCUGGAGCCAUUUUUGGGCCAUAAUUUUGCUCUGCUGGCAGGGCUGCCGCCGCGCGCCGGCACUCGCAUCAUUAUGCAAGAAGACGACCCAACACCAUCCGAACCGCAUCGCUGGCGCAUCCAUGUGGCAGCGGUCGCGGUCCUCUACCUCAUAUGCACAUGGGCAGCUUGGCACACAGCCAUAGCCUGGGGCGGCCAUACCAUCACAUACACAACCAUGAUCAUCUGCGGCGCGGGCUGCCUCGCGGCGGCGGGCGAGGCGCUGCCGCAAGCAAAAUGGCCCCAGCGCGCGGCGGCGGCCCUCGCGCUGGCCCCGACGCUGCCGGUGAUCGUGCUGCCCAUCGGCGGGCUGCUGCUGCUGCAAUGCGUCGCGGCGGCGGCGCCGCUGCUCGCCGUUUCAUUCGUCUGCGACUACUAUCUAAAGUGGCCCUGGCGCGCGACCGCCACAACGCUCUACGUCAUCGCCCUGGUGGCGAACGUCGCGCGCGGCCCGGCGGACGUAGAGCGCCACGAAGCCAAGACCAUCCAAGUGCCGCGCCGGCCACCGAUUAACGAUGGAGGCGACUCCACGGACCUGCCCGACGAAAUAAAUACAAAACCGACGGUCUGCGUUAUUGGCGGUGGCAUGGCGGGCGUCGUCGCCGCGAAGGAGCUUCUACAGAGAGGCUGCGCCGUGACGCUGCUCGAGAAGGGUCCGGAGCUGGGCGGCGUCUGGCGCGAGGCCUGGGGUGGCACGCGGUCGACGUCGUCACUACUCAACACGUCGUUCUCGGACUUCAGUUUGCCGGCCUUCGUGGAGACGGUACGUAGUGAUAGGGGUGCGUACCCGCGCCACUUUUCGCGAGACGAGUACCGCUGUUAUUUGCGCGCGUACGCGGAGCGCUUUGGGGUGUUGGAGUGUGUGAUCUGCGAUGCCGAGGUCGUGACCGUGCGGAAAGCUGGAGAUGGGUACGAGGUCGGCUGGCUCGAGGGCCCGCGGGAUGUUGCCCAAUUGACAACACGUGAGACGUUUACGCAUGUAGUGGUCGCGACGGGCCUGGCGCACGCGAAAAAGCCUUUCGACGCGCCGGGACUGCAUACUUUCAAGGGCCGCGUCGUCACACACUAUGAGGGCAACCAAUCAUUCGAAAACGAGCGGGUCGUCGUCGUCGGCGCGGGCGAGACGGCCUCGGACGUCGCCGCGGACGUGUCCCGGACGGCGCGCGUCGUCCACGUGGUCAUGCGGUCGCCGACGUUCUGGCUGGCCCGCCACGCGCCCUUCUUCCCGCCGGACUACCUGGAAAUGCGGCUCCUGUUCAUGCUGCCGCGUCUCGUGCGGCUCGUCGUCUUCGCGCUGCCGCUCACAACGACGUGGCUGCUGGGGUACUUGACCGGUAUCGACCCGCCGGGCGCCGACACCUUCUCCCUGAAAUUCCUCGAGCUCCAUUUGAAGUCCCUGUUCUUCCACCCUCUCGUGAGGUCGCCUCUGGCCGCGCUGAGCAUGGGCAAGCGCAUCCAGGUCACGAAGGCAGCCUCUCAUGCAGCGUGCGACAAUUGCCGCGUCUGGCCCCAGGAUUUGCGAGGUUUUAUGGAAAAUGGCGUGAGGAUCGGUCAACAUGAAGUGCCUUGCGACUCUGUUGUGGUUGCGACGGGCUUCGAACCGUGUUACAAUUUUCUCCCGGACGCGUUCAAGACCCACGCGGUCCACGAGCGCUACUUGUUCACGUUCCACCCCGAGUUGGAGAACGUGGCCUUUGUGGGUUCCGUGCGAGGCGGCAUCGGCUCGAUCCCCGCUGGCGCCGAGAUGCAGGCGCGCUGGGCGGCGCUCGUAUUUACAGGCGAGCGGCGCCUUCCCUCAAAAAGCGCCAUGGAGGCCUGGAUCCGGAGCCACCACGAGCGGGGGCUCGCCAAGUUCCCGACCGAGGUCACGAUGGUCUUCGCCAACUACCUGGCGAGGCACCACGUCGGCUGCGAGCCGGACUUGAGGGCGGUGUUUCUUAGGUCGCCGCGGCGGUGGCUCCGCGUCGUCGCGUCGACGAUGGCGCCGGCGCAGUUCCGGUUCCGCGGGCCGGGCGCAUCCCCAGUUGUCGCCUCAGAUGAAUUUGAUCGGCACGGCGAGGUCGACGCGUCGCCGGGCACGUACCUCCAGGUCGCGCUCGCGCUGCUCGCGGCGCCGCUCUGGAGCCUGUAUCGCUUCGUGCCCGCGCCCGAGGCGCUCCGGCCGGCGCUGGACGUGUAUUAUUGAGUGUAAGUGUGUUUGAG
Messenger RNA from Pelagomonas calceolata, 2911 nucleotides. The record is from the annotation of a GenBank genome assembly. NCBI's taxonomy places the organism in Eukaryota, Pelagophyceae, Pelagomonadales, Pelagomonadaceae.